Molecule: messenger RNA, 546 nt
Organism: Talpa occidentalis (Iberian mole)
Lineage: Eukaryota; Metazoa; Chordata; Mammalia; Eulipotyphla; Talpidae
Product: gastrokine-3-like
Exons: 6
Coding region: 1-546 (181 amino acids)
Biological process (GO): regulation of cell population proliferation
Source: RefSeq, a predicted model, not a curated record
AUGAAACACCUUAUUGCAUCAUCCAUCCUUCUGGUCUUCCUCUUAAUCCCAUCUCUGGCCCUAACGAAAAUCAGUGACAGCCAUCCUCUGGAUGGCUCCGUGGGGACUCAGAGCAUCCAUGUCAAUGCCUUCCGAGGUAUGGUCAGCAUCCAAGACAGCAAUGUUUUGAGUGAAUGGGAUGGAAUCUUGGACUACAAGAAUGGCCUCCUUGCAGCUAAACUGUUUGACAAGAUGGCCUGUGUCCUGGUCAGGAUGGACCAGACUGCCUUCCCAACUUUGGAUGACAUUAGCAAGGCUCUGGGCCAGAAGGAUUUAAAGCAUUAUCCAUCCACUCAAGGCCUGACCUACAACGUCUUACCCAGCCGAGUCAAGGACUUAGCUCAGUAUGGAAUACCUGUCAAGGACAUGUGCCAUGAGUUUCCUACUUACUUUGCCCACCAGCAAAAAGAAGGUACUGCACUGGCAAUUGACCCUGAUUCCUGCUUUGAAAUCCAACUUUUGUCCUUCAUGGGACUCUCCAUCUGUGGUGAGAUCCCUGGGUUCUGA